Molecule: messenger RNA, 1094 nt
Organism: Eruca vesicaria subsp. sativa (arugula)
Lineage: Eukaryota; Viridiplantae; Streptophyta; Magnoliopsida; Brassicales; Brassicaceae
Source: the annotation of a GenBank genome assembly
GAUCUGUCUUCAACUUUCAUUAACACUUACUCUAGUAGACAAAGAGAGAUAGACAAAAGAAAAAACAGAGUGUAUACUCUGGUUUGUUUAUUGAUAAAAAAUAGUGUCUGAAAAGAACAAGAAGUAGAGAAAAGAAAUGGGGAGACAACCAUGCUGUGACAAAGUAGGGUUGAAGAAAGGACCAUGGACUGCAGAUGAAGACAGGAAGCUCAUGAACUUUAUCCUCACUAAUGGACAAUGUUGUUGGAGAGCUGUUCCGAAGCUUGCUGGUCUUCUCAGGUGUGGUAAGAGUUGUAGACUUCGUUGGACAAAUUAUCUUCGACCAGACCUUAAGAGAGGUCUUCUCUCGGAUUACGAGGAGAAGAUGGUCAUUGACCUCCAUUCCCAGCUCGGCAACAGAUGGUCAAAGAUAGCUUCUCAUUUACCAGGAAGAACAGAUAAUGAAAUCAAGAACCAUUGGAACACUCACAUCAAGAAGAAGUUAAGGAAAAUGGGGAUCGAUCCUCUCACUCAUAAACCACUCUCUAUGGUUGAACAAGAAGACGAAAAACCUUUAAAGAAGGUGCAGAAACCUGUGGAGGAACGAACUAAUUAUGGUAAAGACAACAACAGCAAGAACAUGUUUGUAAGUUACGAGGAUCAGCUUAUGGGGAUGAAUCCUGAGUAUGGCGUCGGAGAAGUCCCUAUGAUUGAUCCAGAGAGUUUAGAGCUUAUCGGCAAGAACUUUGCAAUGUCUUCAUCCACAUCCACGUCUUCCAGUUCCUCUAAUGAAUCAAGUAUCUUGAAGGAUUUGCCGUUUCCGGAUUUCGAUUGGUCGGACUAUGGUAAUGAUAGUAAUAACAAUGGUGUGGACAACACUGUUGAGAACAAUAUGAUGAGCCUGUGGGAUGUUGAUGACUUUAGCAGUUGGGAUUUGCUGUUAAAUGGUGAUAUUCCUCAGAGUUCUGCCACGUUUGGGUUGUUUUGAAUUUAUUUUUAAGUCUAUAUUUUCUUUGUAAAAUUGAAACUAUGAGGGGACAGAAAAUCCUAAAUACACUUAUUCCGUCUUGUUAAAGGUGAUAUUUUAAAGAAUGUUUUACUUGAGAAAGAUCUAC